Monoraphidium neglectum is the source of this 1467-nucleotide messenger RNA. RefSeq lists its product as hypothetical. The record is from RefSeq and is a predicted model, not a curated record. The transcript has 7 exons. Lineage: Eukaryota; Viridiplantae; Chlorophyta; Chlorophyceae; Sphaeropleales; Selenastraceae. The annotation marks the transcript as partial.
AUGCUUUCCGGAUGUUUGCGGUGCAACCUGGACGAGCAGGGCAGUGGCACCGGGCUUAUCGCGCAGCUGAGCCGCUGGCUGCGCACAGCGCUGUUGCUGAGCUACCUCAAGUCCGUCAAGGCUGAGGGCCUGCUGGCAGCCGGCGACUGCGUGUCAGCGUUGGGACCGCGGCCCCCGCCGUCAGCGCUCGCCCUGCCCAAGGUGCUGACGCACCAGGCUCAGGUGGUGCAGGACGCGUGCGAGCCGCCGAGCAGCGAGGAGACGGGCAUGCCGGCAGCCGCUGAGGCGAACGCCAUCCACAGGUUUCUGCUGCAGCACCAGGAGUUCAGGGACGUGCUGACGCAUCACCAGCAGAAGCUCAAGGCUGGCGCAUACGACUACCCACGGCCCAUGAGCACCUGCGAGCACGCCCAGCAGCUGCGUGCAGAGCUGGCUGGCAUGCUGACAAUGACGGAGCAGCAGCAGAUGCGGCAGCAGGUGCAGCAGCAGCUGAUGCACCAGCUGCAGCUGCAGGCGGCGGCUGGCGCCGCAAAUCCCGCCGGCCUGGCGGAGCUGGGCAAGGAGGAGGAGGAGCAGCAGCAGCAGCAGCAGCAGCAGCAGCAGCAGCAGCAGCAGCAGCUCCCGGUCACUGACAAAGUGGCCAGGCAGCAGCCCGCACCGCCGCUGCGAGGGCAGCAGCAGUGCCGUGAGGCGGGUGCAUCGGAUGAGAUGGCGCCGGUACAGCAGCAGCAGUCUAAGCCCUACCCUGAGCAGGGGCAGAGCACAGAAGGGGCAGCUCUGGCAGGGGAGCAGCUGGCACCUUCACAGCAGCAUGGUGAGCAGCAGCUUGUAUGGCAGCAGGCCCGCCAGCAGCAGCAGCAGCAGCAGCAGCAGCAGCAGCAGCAGCAGCAGCAGCAGCAGCAGCAGCAGCAGCAGCAGCAGCAACAGGCCCAGUCGCAGGCCACUGCGCCUGGGAACAGCAGCAGCCGCACCAGCAGCAGAAGCAGCAGUGGCAGCAGCAGCAGUGGCAGCAGCAGCAGCAGCAGCAGCAGUGGCAGCAGCAGCGGCAGCAGCAGCGGCAGCCGCAGCAGCAGCUUGCCUCGAACAACAGCAGCGCUGCUGCGCCCCUGGCAAGGGAGGGGCAGCAGCUGCGCAUCCCCGCGACAGAAGAAUAGCAUGGCGCACCUGGGCCCCGGCGUCGGCGGCUUCAAAGCUGGAAGCCUCGGCGCGCCGGUUGCAAGUGUGCUGAGUGCCAUAUGCAGCAGGGUGGCGACAGCGGCGGCAGCUUGGCAUCAGGUCCCUCCUCUGCUGUGGCUGCUGCGGCAGCAGCAGCACCAGCGCCAGCAGCUGCGAUGCUCUCUGGCAGCUUUUGGAGUCGGCGGUGGCAACGGCGGCGUAAUAAGCGGCGCCAGCACUAGCGGCGUCGACGAACCCAAAGCCGGGGCAACCGGCCUCGUAGCAUCCACCGGCGCGGCUGCGGGCGUUGCG